Lagenorhynchus albirostris (white-beaked dolphin) is the source of this 1148-nucleotide messenger RNA. It is a transcript of the gene NOL12, whose product is annotated as nucleolar protein 12. The transcript is spliced from 7 exons. Gene Ontology annotation, cellular component: nucleolus. Gene Ontology annotation, molecular function: RNA binding. Lineage: Eukaryota; Metazoa; Chordata; Mammalia; Artiodactyla; Delphinidae. Bases 352 to 930 code for a protein of 192 amino acids. The record is from RefSeq and is a predicted model, not a curated record.
GAGAGUUCGUGGAGGUCUGGGUGAGGGUGGCCUUAAAAGCCCCACUGGAAGUGGCUUAAUUCACUGAGUAAUGGAGUUUGCCAGAGAAGAAGGGACCCUCACCUGUUCUAGAUUCAGAGGCCCUCAGCCUGUGCCCACCACCUGGCCCUGUUGCUGGCAGCUGAGAGCCCUGGAGGGUAGUGAGUGGAGAGAGGCAGCAUCUCCCUCUCUUUCCCUAUCUUACACUCUCUGUGACCUUGGGCAAGUAACCUUGCCUCUCUGUGCCUCAGUGUCUCCCAUCUGUAAAAUGGGGAUGUGUACCUACUACGCAGGUUGCUGUGAGGAUUACAUGAGUGAACGUACAUUUUUGGAAUGGUGCUUGGCACAUGGGAGUACCUGACAGGCUUCCACAAGCGGAAGGUGGAGCGGAAGAAGGCAGCCAUUGAGGAGAUCAAGAAGCGGCUCAAGGAGGAGCAGAAGAAGCUCCGGGACGAGCGCCACCGGGAAUACUUGAAGAUGCUGGCAGAGAGAGAGGAGGCGCUGGAGGAGGCAGACGAACUGGACCGGCUGGUGACAGCAAAGACAGAGCCGGUGCAGUACGACCACCUCAACCACACGGUCACCGUGACCACCAUCAGCAACCUGGACUUCUCAGCGGCCCGGCUGCUCGGACUGCCCCCGCCUGAGCAAGGGGCCGGGCACAGGUCUGAGGAGGGGGCGUCAUCCGCGGAGAAGCCGACCAGAGCCUUACGCAGGAAGUCCAGAGACCCUCUGCUGUCCCAGCGGAUCUCCUCUCUCACGGCCUCACUGCACGCGCACAGGCGCAAGAAGGUCAGGAGGAAACAUCCCAGCCGGGCCCAGGACUCCACCAAGAAGCCCCCAAGCGCCACUCGUACCAGUAAGACCCAGCGCCGCCGGCUAACAGGCCAAGCCCGGCACAGCGGGGAGUGAGCCCUGAGACCCAGGCCGUGCCCCAGCCUCAGCUGCAAGGACCUGUCCUGUCCCAGCCCAAACUUGGGAGGCCAGCACCUCUCCGGCCUGGGGCUUAGACUCCAGCCGACGCAGGCGGCUGAGAGCUGGCAUCCGCCAGGGGGAGCCUCCAGGGCCACGUUUGGGGCAUCUUCCUAAAUGUAUACCCCACCGAACCUUGAUUACAUUUGUGAAAGUAA